UUCGUUCGUUCUUCGCCAAAUACUUGUUUCGUUAGUCAAUACAUAAAACCAAAUUAACUGCAAGUUGGUGUACUCAAUCGAGUUUUAAUGCUUGACCACAAACGACACAGUUGGCAUUGAUAUAUUUGGUAUACAUUUUUAAUGCGUGUAAGUCGGUAAUUUAAAUUCUUUGCGUUAACCAGAAAUCAGCAACAUGCAUCAGUUUUUUAAGAUUAUCGUGAUCUGCAUCGUAAGCGUUUUUUCUCUGUUUGUUCUUUCAUCUGCUCAACGGCCGACAUAUGCCGGUAUAUCACCGAAAGGUUACCCAGAAGUGGCUUCGAGGUUUCGUGACCCUGCAGAAGAAAACAAUGUAAAUUCUACCGAUAUGACAAUAAUUAAUAACAGAUUCGGUGAAAGCAGUGAUGAUGCUGCACAAAAUAUUCCAACAGAUGCCAGAGGAGACGUUCAGCUAGUGAACAGGUUAAAUACGUGGCCGAGAGAAAACAGACCGUUUUGGUUACUUAAUGCUCAACAGUUGGAAAAACAUCGAAACCCUGAAAGGAAAAGGAUUGUUGAGCAACAGAAUUCAACGCAAAAUUUAAUUACUUCAAAAUAGGGAGAUCCCCUAAGAAUUUUUAUAUUAAAAGAUACAGUUGAAUGUGACUUAUGAAUAACAUUUGUAAUACAUAUAAGUUCUCUUAAAUUAAA
Anthonomus grandis grandis is the source of this 687-nucleotide messenger RNA. RefSeq lists its product as uncharacterized. Lineage: Eukaryota; Metazoa; Arthropoda; Insecta; Coleoptera; Curculionidae. The record is from RefSeq and is a predicted model, not a curated record. Bases 194 to 595 code for a protein of 133 amino acids. The transcript is spliced from 2 exons.